UCUGAAAACUGUCUCUAGAACAUUAGUCUUUGAGUACGGUAUGUUCGAGUGUUUUCCUUCUGUGGGUACGACACUUCAUAUAAAGCUACAGACAUUGGAAUGACAGCGCAUAGCAAACGAUUUGGGAAUGUGGUGCUUGCAGUUGCCUGGUCUCAAUGACCAUCUACAAUUUACACCCUCCGCGCAAGUCUGGUCAUCGACAUUUUGCUAAUACAAGGAAAACAUUUCAGACCUCUCGUGCGUGGCAACGUUUGCCACCAUUGCAUUGGCUAGCAACAGGUAAGCUGAAUCCAUUUGCGGCACACAAGGCAGGGAAUGUGCACAUUUAGCUAUUUAGGCAGCUAGUGUAGGUUAACUGUGCUAGUUAGCGAUAUACCUUACCUGUGAAUAUCUGUCUUGAUUAACAGCCAGUUAGCAUGCAGGCACUGCCUUGCUGCAUGCUGAUAGCUGAACUAGCUAGCUAGCUACUCUGUCAGAGAAGAUUCCAGUUUAUCUCACCUGCAAUGAAAUAAUUUAGCAGGUAGCUGAACCUGGACUUAUAAUCGUGAAAACAAGACACAACUGAUACGUCAGUGUCAUUUUAACUGGCGUCUAUCACACGUGAGAUAAGAACCUGACUACGCUGCAGUGAAGAUUAUGUUCCAGGCCUUUCUAGGGGAUACUAAGUACGUUGUUAGAGAAUAACCGCACACCUCCAGCGUUGUGAGAAGGCUGUUUAUAUUAAUAUAGUCAUAUACAACACUAUAUAAACGUCACACAUUCAUAUAAGUAAACAAUAAGACAUCAUCGCUCAUAAAUAUUCCCCAUCAGAUCAUAAAAUAGUGAUUUAAACAUUCCUCAUCAGUAAAGGGUGGGGCAUUUAUUCUUCUGCGGAAGUAGUCUACUAAAUGCGGGCUGUUACAGAAGUGAGUGAAUUAUAGGAUUAGUAGGGUAUUAAUCAACCCCAGGUUAAAAAUGGAGGUAUCCUCACUGUCGCUGAUUUGAAGGGUUAAUUUAGUAGACUGCACAGGAUGAUAUCGCAGUCAGUCACACAAACACCAUACUCUGGAAUGCUGUUCUGUGGUCAUUCAAUCUGUUGUGUAAUGUGACAGUAUUUACAAGACUAUUUCAGUCUGUUCCGGUGCUUUCCAUCACAGAUUCCCCAGUCACAGAUGGCCAAGUGUACACAACUUGAUAUCAGGACUUCCUUGCCACAACAUACAGUGCUAUGAAAAAGUAUUUGUCCCCUUUCAAAUGUUCUCUACUUUUGCAUAUUUGUGAUACUGAAUGUUAUCAUAUCUUCAACCAAAACCUAAUAUUAGAUAAAGGGAACAUAAGUGAACAAAUAACACAACAAUUACAUAUUUAUUUCAUAAACAAAGUUAUGCAACACCCAAUUCCCCUGUGUGAAAAAGUAAUUGCCCCCCUUACACUCAAUAACUGGUUGUGGCACCUUUAGCUGCAAUAACUCCAAUCAAAUGCUUCCUGUAGUUGUUGAUCAGUCUCUCACGUCGCUGUAGACCACUCUUCCAUGCAGAACUGCUUUAACUCAGUGACGUGUGGGUUUUCAAGCAUGAACUGCUCAUUUCAAGUCCUGCCGCAACAUCUCAAUUGGGAUUAGGUCUGGACUUUGACUAGGCCAUUUCAAAACUUCCAAUUUGUUGCUUUUUAGCAAUUUUCAUGUAGACUUGAUUGUGUGUUUUGGAUCAUUGUCUUGCUGCAUGACCCAGCUGCGCUUCAACUUCAGCUCACAGACGGAUGGUCUGACAUUCUCCUGUAGAAUUCUCUGAUACAGAGCAGAGUUCUGUUCUUCCUUCUAUUAAGGCAAGUCGUCCAGGUCCUGAGGCAGCAAAGCAUCCCCAAACCAUCACACCACCACCACCAUGCUUGACCUUUGGUAUGAUGUUCUUACUGUGGAAUGCAGAGUUUGGUUUUCGCCAGGCAUAAUGGGACCCAUCUCGUCCAAAAAGUUGACUCAAGUUUGCCAAAAAGCACCUGGAUGAUCAUCAAGACUCUUGGAAGAACGUUCUAUGGACAGAUGAUUCAAAAGUAUAACUUUUUGGACGACAUGGUUCCAGGAUGCUUUGCUGCCUCAGGACCUGGAUGACUUGCCUUAAUAGAAGGAACCAUGAAUUCUGCUCUGUAUCAGAGAAUUCUACAGGAGAAUGUCAGACCAUCCGUCUGUGAGCUGAAGCUGAAGCGCAGCUGGGUCAUGCAGCAAGACAAUAAUCCAAAACACACAAUCAAGUCUACCUGAAAAUAGCUAAAAAGCAACAAAUUGGAAGUUUUGGAAUGGCCAGACCUAAUCCCAAUUGAGAUGUUGUGGCAGGACUUGAAACGAGCAGUUUAUGCUUGAAAACCCACACGUCACUGAGUUAAAGCAGUUCCUCAUGGAAGAGUGGGCCAAAAUUCCUCCACAGUGACAUGAGACUGAUCAACAACUACAGGAAGCAUUUGGUUGGAGUCAGUGCAGCUAAAGGUGGCACAAACAGUUAUUGAGUGUAAGGGGGCAAUUACUUUUUCACACAGGGGAAUUGGGUGUUGCAUAACUUUGUUUAUGAAAUAAAAGGCAAAUACUUUUUCAUAGCACUGUAGGCAUUUUUGGAUGCUGACAAUUUUGUGGUCAGUAACAGACCUCAUCAUGUGAUUUCCUAGAUGUCUCCUCUUAUUUGACUCUUAAAUAUUUGUAUCAUCCUUUCACAGGGACUGUGAUCCUGUUGACCUGGUCCACACCAGGAGUGGGGCCAGAGGGGGGCAUUGGCAAUGCUGUGUUGGGGAAAUGCUUCCUUCGGUCAGCUAGGCUUGGGCGGGAUCGAUGAGGAGAUUGUGGUGGAGCCCCGGAAAUGUGAUUUCUUUCACGGGAAGGAGGUGUGCGAUAUAGGAUGUGGCCGACGGCACACCACAUUUCUACUGGGAGACGGGACUGUGUACACCUGUGGCUGCAAUGACAUUGGGCAGCUGGGGCACGAGAAGUCUCGGAAGAAACCAGGUAAGUGUUACAUUAUCCCCUUACGCUAAUUAACCCAUUAUGGUUAGACUUUGUCUAAUGGUACAUGGAUGUAUUAAAAUGUAUCAUGCUUUGUGUUUCCCUUAGAGCAGGUUGUGGCACUAGAUGCACAGAACAUUGUGGCUGUGUCAUGUGGGGAGGCCCAUACACUCGCGCUGAAUGACAAAGGACAAGUGUUUGCAUGGGGCUUGGCCACAGAUGGACAGCUGGGCCUUACGAACUUCGAAGAAUGUGUACGUGUGCCCAGGUGAAUAAAAUAAUACUUCAAGUCCUCAGGAAGUUAAAACAUAAUACUGUUCAUAAAUGAUAUGCAGACAGCUCAACGUGUAUGAACAUGACCCCAUUUGUACCGAUACACUAGGGCAGGGUUUCCCAAACUCGGUCACUAAUUAGUAAGGAACUCCCCUCACCUGGUGUCUAGGUCUUAAUUAAAAGGAAAAACCAAAAACCUGCCCUUGUGGAAUGAGUUUGACACCUCUACUUUAGGGCGAGAGCUGUGCUUGGUUCUUCUCUGAAGAAACGAAUUAAACAUUCAAAGCAGCAUGCAGGCAAAGCAUGUUUUGCCAAAUGGCAUCACAACGUUCAUAUUUACACCAUCUGUUGUCUAUGUUGUGAAUUUUGCAUUAAUGUGGUAUUUCAAGAAUUUGAUCUGUGAAGUGCCUAACAUUUGAUUUGACAACAGCAUAACGUUUACUUUACUUGAAUGGACUGUUUUUUUUUUUUUUCCCCCUCAGAAACAUCAAGAGUUUAUCAGAUGUACAAAUUGCUCAGAUAGCCUGUGGAUAUCGGCACUCCCAUGCUCUGUCUAGAGGUAAGGGGUGCAUUCAAAUAGUCAUUUUAAGGCAAAGGGAAUUUCCUAAUGCCUUUGGUGACUUGGAAGGUUUUGAUGGGUAAUCUGAGGGCUACCGAUCUCGUCUUUGAGCAGUCCCAGACGUCCCGAUAUUUUCAAACGUUUCAUUUUAUCGGCACAAAAUCUGCAAUACUCUUGCAGUGUGAGAUGUGCAACGACAUGUUUUGAUGAUCAGCAAUAGCCAAUGAGAGCUCGCCAGAGAAGAAGCCAGUGAGAUGACGUUGUUUUGCAUCACCCAGAAUGUGUAGACUCUCGAGCAGGAGUGAUGACUAGGCCUUCUACUAGUAUGCGUUUGUGCUUGCCAAAGUGUCAAAUCGUUACAGCUCUGACGUUCACAAGCAAUGUUAUUCAAUUCAAAAUGUUGGCAAGAUACAGUAUUUCAACUCUGUAUGGCAAGGGUGAAUGUCUGACUGAAACCGUUUGAGGCUGCUUUGAGCUACAGCUCGUUAUAGCUACGUAAAAUUGAAUCGCAUUGUUUUUGCGAGACAGCGUGGUAUCGAGAAUCCUCACGACCAAGUGAAGAAUCUUGUAGUGUCUGUGCCACAUCGUUUAGUGUGAGCAACACUACAGGAAAUAUUGUGGUUUAAUGUGAGAUGCUCAGUGAUUUUAUGAUUUUGAAGGUAGUGUACACCCGGCUUUAGUGACUUUCCCUCCUUACCUUGAACUCUGUGACGUUUUCAAACGAGGUCAAGGUAAAGUCACUAGGAAAGGAAAAAGGCUACAUCUCAGAAACAAUCCAAAUGCACCCAAGGACUUCAAACACAACUAACUUGAAUUGCCCCCUGGGGAUAAUAGACUAAUCCAGAUUAUGCAUUCGCUUUCUGUCUGAUUUUAUUUUACUUAAAACAAACAGGGAAUUUGCAGAACGAUUUGCUUAAUUUGGUUUCCCAUCUUAUAUUAAAUACUACGAAUGUGGUCCCUUGUUUAGGAGGCCAAGUCUAUUCAUGGGGACAAAACCGAUACGGACAACUAGGGCUGGGAGUAGCUGGACAAGGCAUCGCUACUCCCCAAGUCAUCCAGUCUUUACAGGGGAUUCCCUUCGCCCAGAUCUCAGCAGGGGGUGCUCACAGCUUUGCCCUCACCCUCUCAGGGGCCGUCUUUGGCUGGGGGCGCAACAAGUUUGGGCAACUGGGCCUCAAUGACAACAAUGGUAAGACUGACUAAGCAACGUUCCUGUGAAUCACCAUUAAUCUGUUUUGAAAAAAGCCAGAAGAACCUUUUCAAAUUAAAUUGAUUAAACAAAGUAAUCUUUCAGAUCGAUAUUAUCCAGCCCUGCUCAAGUCCCUUAGGUCACAGAGGGUUAUCUACAUCUGCUGUGGGGAGGACCACACUGCCGCACUUACAAAGGUAACUUCCUCUUUCACAGUGACUCUAAUUGAGGUAAUAGCUGUAUGUAGUAGUAUACUCUAAGUAUAACUAUACUUACAGUGCCUUCAGAAAGUAUGCAUACCCCUUGACUUAUUCCACAUUUUGUUAUAGCCUGAAUUCAAAAUGGAUUAUGUAGUUUUUUUCUCUCACCCAUCUAGACAAUACCCCAUAAUGACAAAGUGAAAACAUGUUUUUAUAAAGUUUUGCACAUUUAUUGAAAAUGAAAUACAGAAAUAUUUAAUUUACAUACAGUACCAGUCAAAGGUUUGGACACACCUACUCAUUCAAGGGUUUUUCUUUAUGUUGACUAUUUUCUACAUUGUAGAAUAAUAGUGAAGACAUCAAAACUAUGAAAUUACACAUAUGGAAUCAUGUAGUAACCAAAAAAGUGUUAAACAAAUCAAAAUAUAUUUUAGAUUUGAGAUUCUUCAAAGUAGCCACCUUUUGCCUUGAUGACAGCUUUGCACACUUUUGGCAUUCUCUCAACCAGCUUCAUGAGGUAGUCACCUGGAAUGCAUUUCAGUUAACAGGCGUGCCUUCUUAAAAGUUAAUUUGUGAAAUUUUAUUUUAUUUUUGCUGCAAUUUCUGAGGCUGGUAACUCUAAUGAACUGAUCCUCUGCAGCAGAGGUAAUUCUGGGUUUUCCUCUACUGUGGCGGUCCUCAUGAGAGCCAGUUUCAUCAUAGCGCUUGAUGGUUUUUGCGAAUGCACUUGAAGAAACUUUCAAAGUUCUUGACAUUUUCCACAUUGACUGACUUUCAAGUCUUAAAGUAAUGAUGGACUGUCGUUUCUCUUUGCUUAUUUGAGCUGUUCAUGACAUAAUAUGGACUCAGUCUUUUACCAAAUAGGUCUAUCUUCUGUAUACCACCCCUACCUUGUCACAACACAACUGAUUGGCUCAAACGCAUUAAGAAGGAAAGAAAUUCCACAAAUUAACUUUUAAGCAGGCACACCUGUUAACUGAAAUGCGUUCCAGGUGACUACCUCAUGAAGCUGGUUGAGAGAAUGCCAAGAGUGUGCAAAGCUGUCAUCAAGUAAAAGGGUGGCUACUUUGAAGAAUCUGAAAUAUAAAAUGUGUUUUGAUUUGUUUAACACUUUUUUGGUUACUACAUGAUUCCAUAUUGUUUUGACGUCUUCACUAUUAUUCUACAUCGUAGAAAAUAGUAAAAAUAAAAACCCUGGAAUGAGUAGGUGUGUCCAAACUUUUGACUGGUACUGUAUGUAUUCACACCCCUUUGCUAUGACACUCCAAAUUGAGCUCAUGAUUUAGAAAGAAACACACAGUUGACAGUGCAUGUCAGAGCAGAAACUUUACCAUGAAGUCCAAGGAACUGUCCGUAGAUAUCCGAGAUAGAAUUGUGAUGAGGCAUACACUGAGUGUACAAAACAUUAGGAAUACCUUCCUAAUAUUGAGUUGCACCCUCUUUUGCCCUCAGAAAAGCCUCAAUUCAUCAGGGCAUGGACUUCACAAGGUGUCACGUGUUCCACAGGGAUGCUGGCCCAUGUUGACUCCAAUGCUUCCCACAGUUGUGUCAAGUUGGCCGGAUGGCCUUUGGGUGGUGGACCAUUCUUGAUACACAUGGGAAACUGUUGAGCGUGAAAAACCCAGCAGCGUUGCCGUUCUUGACAACACUCAAACCAGUGCGCCUGGCACCUACUACUAUACGCCGUUCAAAGACACUUCAAUCUUUUGUCUUGCCCAUUCAACCGCUGAAUGACACACAUACACAAUCCAUUUCUCAAUUGUCUCGAGGGUUAAACAUCUUUCUUUAACCUGUCUCCUCCCCUUCAUCUCUGAUUUAAGUGGAUUAACAAGUGACAUAAAUAAGGGAUCGUAGCUUUCACCUGGUCAGUCUGUCAUGGAAUGAGCAGGUGUUCCAAAUAUCUGGGGAAGGGUAUAAAACCAUUUCUAGAGUGUUUAAAGUUUCCAAGAGCACACUGGUCUCCAUCAUUGGGAAAUGGAAAAAAUAUGGAACUACCCAGACUCUCUCUAGAUGUGACCAAGAACCCAAUGACAACUCUGACAGAACUACAGAGUUCGUUGGCUGGGAUGGGAUAACCUGCCAGAAGAAUCUACAGCACUUCACCAAUCUGAGCUUAAUGAGAGAGUGGCCUGAUGGAAGCCACUCCUUAGAAAAAGGCACAUGACAGCAUGCCUGUAGUUUGCAAAAAGGCACGUGAAAGACAGAGAGCGUAAGGCAAAAUAUUCUGUGGUCUGAUGAGACAAAAAUGUAACUCUUUGGCCUGAAUGCAAAGCGCUAUGUCUGGAGAAACCCAGGAACAGCUCAUCACCCGUCUAACACCAUCCCUACCAUGAAGCAUGGGGGUAGCAGCAUCAUGCUAUGAGGAUGCUUUUCAGCGGCAGGGACUGGGAGACUGGAAGGAUAGAGGGAACAAUGAAUGGAGCCAAAUACAGGCAAAUCCUUGAUGAGAACCUGCUUCAGAGUGCAAAUGACCUUUGACUAGGGCAAAGAUUAUGUUCCAACAGGACAAUGACCCCAAGCAUACAGCCAAAGCAACGCUGGAAUGGCUUUAGAACAAGAAUGUCCCUGAGUUGCCCAGCCAAAGCCCAGACUUGAAUCCCAUUCAAUCUGUGGAAAGACUUGAAGAUUGCUGUUCACUGACACUCCCUAUCUAACUUAACAGAGCUUGAGAAAAUCUUCAUGGAAGAAAAUUCCCAAAUCCAGAUGUGCAAAGCUGAUACAGACACAUCCAAGACGACUCAAACCUGUAAUCGCCGCCAAAGGUGCUUUUACAAAGUGUUGACUUGGGUGUGAAUACUUAUGUAAAUGAUAUAUAUUUCUGUAUUUAAUUUUCAAUUACUUGGCAAAAAGGUCUAAAAACAUGUUUUCACUUUGUCGUUAUGGGGUAUUGUGUGUAGAUGGGUGAGAGAAAAACAAUUAAAUCAAUUUAGAAUUCAGGCUGAAACACAACAAAGUGGAAUAAGUAGAGGGGUAUGAAUACUUUCUGAAGGCACUGUACAUUGUUAUUUAAUCUAUACUGAACAAAGAUAUAAACACAACAUGCAACAAUUUCAAAGAUUUUACUGAGUUACAGAUCAUAUAAGGAAAUCAGUCAAUUGAAAUAAAUUCAAUAGGCCCUAAUCUAUGGAUUUCACAUGACUGGGAAUACAGAUAUGCAUCUGUUGGUCAUAGAUACACUAUCUAUACAAAAGGAUGUGGAUACCCCUUCAAAUUAGUGAAUUCAGCUAUUUCAGCCACACCCGUUGCUAACAGGUGUAUAAAAUCGAGCACACAGCCAUGCAAUCUCCAUAGACAAACAUUGGCAUUAGAAUGACCUUACUGAAGAGCUCAGUGACUUUCAACAUGGCACCGUCAUAGGAUGCCACCUUUCCAACAAGUCAGUUCGUCAAAUUUCUGCCCUGCUAGAGCUGCCCCGGUCAACUGUAAGUGCUGUUAUUGUGAAGUGGAAACGUCUAGGAGCAACAACAGCUCAGCCGUGAAGUGGUAGGCCAUACAAGCUCACAGAACGGGACCGCGAGUGCUGAAGCGCGUAGCGCUUAAAAAUCAUCUGUCCUCGUUUGCAACACUCGCUACGGAGUUCCAAACUGCCUCUGGAAGCAAUGUCAGCACAAUAACUGUUCGUCGGGAGCUUCAUGAAAUGGGUUUCCAUGGCCGAGCAGCCACACACAAGCCUAAGAUCACCAUGCGCAAUGCCAAGCGUCGGCUGGAAUGGUGUAAAGCUCAGCGCCAUUGGACUGUGGAGCAGUGAGCCUUUUCUGGAGUGAUGAAUCACGCUUCACCAUCUGGCAGUCCGAGGGACGAAUCUGGGUUUGGUGGAUGCCAGGAGAACGCUACCUGCCCGAAUGCAUAGUGCCAACUGUAAAGUUUGGUGAAGGAGGAAGGCCUAAUCGUCUAACGUCAGUGCCCGACCUCACUAAUGCUCUUGUGGCUGAAUGGAAGCAAGUCCCUGCAGCAAUGUUCCAACAUCUAGUGGAAAGCCUUACCAGAAGAGUGGAGGCUGUUAUAGCAGCAAAGGGGGGACCAACUCCAUAUUAAUGCCCAUGAUUUUGGAAUGAGAUGUUCGACCAGCAAGUGUCCACAUACUUUUUGUCAUGUAGUGUACCUUAAAAAAAGGUAGGGCCGUGGAUCAGAAAACCAGUCAGUAUCUGGUAUGACCACCAUUUGCCUCAUGCAGUGCGACCCAUCUCCUUCUCAUAGAGUUGAUCAGGCUGUUGAUUGUGGCAUGUGAAAUGUUGUCUCACUCCUCUUCAAUGGCUGUGCGAAGUUGCUGGAUGUUGGCGGGAACUGGAACACUGUCGUACACGUCAAUCCAGAGCAUCCCAAACAUGCUCAAUGUAUGAGUAUGCAGGCCAUGGAAGAACUGGGACAUUUUCAGCUUCCAGGAAUUGUGUACAGAUCCUUGUGACAUGGGGCAGUGCAUUAUCAUGCUGAAACAUGAUGUGAUGGUGGCGGAUGAAUGGCACGACAAUGGGCCUCAGGAUCUCUUCACGGUAUCUCUGUGCAUUCAAAUUGCCAUAGAUAAAAUGUAAUUGUGUUCGUUGUCCGUAGCAUAUGCCUGCCCAUACCAUAACCCCACCGCCAGCACAGUACACUCUGUUCACAACGUUGACAUCAGCAAACCGCUCACCCACAUGACGCCAUACAUGUGGUCUGCUGUUGUGUGGCUGGUUAGACGUACUGCCAAAUUCUCUAAAACAAUGUUGGAGGCAGCUUAUUGUGGAGAAAUUAACAUUAAAUGCUCUGGGAUCAGCUCUGGUGGACAUUCCUGCAGUCAGCAUGCCAACUGCACGCUCCUUCAAUUUGUGUUGUGUGACAACUGCACAUUUCAGAGUGGCCUUUUAUUGUCCCCAGCACAAGGUGCAUGUGUGUAAUGAUCAUGCUGUUUAAUCAGCUUCUUGAUAUGCCACACCUGUCAGGUGGAUGGAUUAUCUUGGCAAAGGAGAAAUGCUCACUGACAGGGACGUAAACAAAUGUGUGCGCAAAAUGUUAAAAGUGUUUUUUGUGCAUAUUGGAAAAUUUCUGGGAUCUUUUAAUUCAGCUCAUGAAACAUAGGACCAACACUUUACAUGUUGCGUUUGUAUUUUUGUUUAGUAUACGUUCUGAAACCCCUUUCACCUCUAAGAUUUUGUUUUGUUUCUUUCGUAGGAAGGAGGUGUGUUUACAUUUGGAGCAGGAGGGUAUGGCCAGCUUGGACAUAACACUACAAACCAUGAGAUCAACCCCAGGAAGGUGUUUGAGCUCAUGGGAAAUGUAGUCACACAGAUAUCCUGUGGAAGGUACAGCACACUGUCUGCUGCGCAAUCUCUGCUUUCAAAUGUGGCACUGGUCUGUUUUAGAAUACACAAAGCAGAUUCACCUUCAAGUCUAUAGUCUCCAGAAUUAUUUUGAAAAUCAUGUGUAGCUUGAGGAAAAUACAUGUAUCUGAAACCCACAGUGUCAGGGGGAGACAAGUAUUUGGGCUGACAUUUCAAAGUUCCUAAAACACUUAACAUCAUUGAAAACAGUAUCUUGAGACGCUUGAGAAACAUUUGUUAUAUUUUGUAUAUCCUUUCAAGACAGCACACUUUGGCCUUCAUCCCCGCCUCUGGAAAGAUGGAUUCAUUUGGGCUUGGAGGGAACGGGCAGCUCGGUACACGCUCCACAUCCAACAGGAACAGCCCUGCCCCAGUCAAAGGCCCCUGGGUGGCCUACAACGGCCCCUGGCCCACAAACACAGGUUACUACAGCCCCCCUCAGACAGGUUCCACAGGUAAACUCAAAUUUCUGCAUCAUCUUUGAUUAGCAAGACUGACCAUAACUUUAUAUUCCAGACAUGGAGCAGGGCUGCUGUGUUAAGAGGAUCUAUGCUGGAGGAGACCAGAGCUUUGCCCACUAUCACACUCCCCAGGUAAUUUUCACACCCCAUCAGCCCUAAUUUAUCGGAGUCCUCAUAACUAAGAUUCUGGGCUAACAAAUGUUCAAUUGAUAUUUAUUUUUCAUGAGAGAAAUUAAUACCUGAAGUGUUACCUAUCCUAUUUGGGGAUUUUGGUGAUACAGUUGUAAACAUGUCAGGAAAAAGACUAACUUCACAUGCUGGAAACCGUCAGAAUGCUUACCGUUUACAUGUUCAUGAUAGUGAAAUGCUUUACUUUGUGAUUUUUAAGUAGUAUUUAAUACAAUAAUUUCUUCUCCUAGAACCCCCUGGUGCCUGACGACGUCAGAAUACCAGAUCCCAGAAGACACAUAUGCACCUUAUCUGCUGGUCUUACUCAGAGAUGGCUGAGCCAUUAUACACACGGAAGACUCCCACAAGAGAUUUCCAAGUAAAAUCCUCACUUCUCAAAACACGCUCAUAAAAUAUCAUUAGCAAUAGUAUGGAUGAACAGUGCUUGUUCUAUUUGAUUGUCACAGCUAGAUUGUGUAUCUGCAUGAGACUGUGAACACUAAUUGUUUUUCUUUUACUUUUCUUGUAGCGAAAUUGAUCUUGUGUUUUCCUCUGCAAGUUGCCUCAAUGGAAGUUUUCUGGCUGAGAGGUAAAAUCAAUUAUACUCUACUUGGAAAUGUUACUGAAAGUCUUGAAAUAAUACAUUUUAAUAUAAAAAAAAUUCUUACGAUUUUUGGUGUCAACAUUUACUGUAUGAAUUAAAGCAUUUGAAAUGUUCUAUUAUCAUUGUGAUAAAUGUUUUACUAAAGCGAAUCUGUCUGUUUUGUGUAGCCAUCCAGAUCACUACAACACGAGCAGUAAAUGCUCAGGGGUGGAUAUGAACAUGGCUCGCCUCUUGUUUCACAGAGUCGUUCAACCUGACUAUCCAGAAAUUGCACAGCAGGUGACAGUAAUUCGAUUUUGAAGUAUGGUUUACCAAAAUAUUAGUCCUCAUGUUAUGACAUUUGUUGAUGCCUGGCCUGUAGGGUAUUCAAAUUAGUGGUGCAAAUAAAGGGAGUCAGUAUAUUAGAUGUCUGUCUGGCUAAAAUGACAGUCAGUAUAUGUAUGUUUGCUACCCUUCUGUAUGAAUUAUUACAGCAUUAAAGCAUUCCUCCUUACCCUGUGUUCCCAUGUGUCAGAUUGCAGCCAGUCUGGAAAAGAACCUGAUUCCCAGACUUAGCAGCUCCCCUCCAGACAUCGAGGCUCUGAGACUCUACCUCACCCUGCCAGAGUGUCCUCUCUUCAGCGACCAAAACACAUACGUGACUCUGGCCAUCCCCUUUGCCAAGGCACUCAUCAGUCUGAAAGAGGCUCCGCUGAAAGUGCUUGGUAAGUAGCUAUGUUCUCUGUUCGGUGAACAUAGUGGAGCAGCAAACUGUUCAGAGAGAGAUUAAGUCUGGGUAUUUAAUUGACGUAUUAGCAUGUAGUGCAGGUUUUUGUAUUUUGAGUGCUGUUUAUUCAACAUAUUGAUUUCAAUUCAAAAGUGUUUUUAUAGAUUCUACUGUGGUCAGGUAAACCUCUUUUAGUUUAUUAGAUUCUUGCAUCCAGAUUGGCUCACAAGUCUCUUUGCUUUGCUGUGCUCUGUACUGAUCCAGGUAACUGGUGGGCUCAAUUCGAGGCCCCAGUCUUCCAGAGGCUAGUGGAGCUGUACAAGGCGGUGGUGGUGUACCUGCUCAGGAUGCACACGGUGGGAGUCCCCCACUCAGAGCAGAGGGUCUUCACCUGCUUCCUGGACACGACACUCAAGCUCCUGGAGAUCCUACAUGCUGUGAGUGUUCAUACACAAAUCACAAAUGCCUGAUUCACACUAUGGGGCUGAGCUGUAUAGCAUUAAUCAGGCAAUACUGUAGAAUAUCAGUCUUUCUCACAUUACUCCUAGUUAUAGAUGGAAAUAUUUCAUAUUGUUUUAAUCAUUUUUUAAAUAAUUUGUAACUUUUCAUUCAAAUGCCUUAGUUUUUUUUUAUUGAUCUCCUAGGUGAAUGAAAGAGCCGGACAUAUCAUACAAUACGACAAAUUCUACAUUAAAGAGUUGGAUGACCUGAUAGACAUCCGAAACGACUACCUCACAUGGAUUAAACAGCAGAUGUACUCUAUGGUGAGUCAAGCAACUUCAAAACAAUCCCUGAAUGCACAAUGUUAUUGAGAACCCAUGAAAUCUCGUCUUCUUUUACAAAUGCUGUCAUUUAAUAUCCUACCCUAAGCUAUUGCUUCUGUCCCCUCAGACUCACGACAGUGCUGUCACCCUCUGUAAGUACCCCUUUGUGUUUGAUGCCCAGGCAAAGACCACCCUGCUUCAGACUGAUGCUGUUAUACAAAUGCAGGUAAGGAUGACUGACUCAUUCGUUUUUACAUAUUGAACAAAAUAAUUGAUCGUGUGACAAUUUCCAUGAUUUAUCUUGUAAUUGCGCCAUGAUGGUUGAGCUCUGUCUCUUUUUUUGUUUGUUUGUUGUGAUGCUUGUUUGUUUAUAUUUUCAAGUGCCUUGAGAUUUUUCUGUAUAAUGUAAAGCGCUAUAGAGGUUGAAUCGAUUAUAAUUAUUUCUGGUGUCAUUAGAUGGCAGUGGACCAGGCGCAGCGGCAGAACUUCAGCUCCAUGUUCCAUCCCGUGGUAGAAUCUGUGAACCCCUGCCUCAUCCUCAUUGUAAGGAGGGAGAACAUCGUCGGGGACACCAUGGAGGUCCUCAGGAAGUCCAAGAACGUCGACUACAAGAAACCUCUGAAGGUUUGCCUGUUUACCCUCUGCCAUCACACCUGGGUUGUAUUCAUUAGGACAAGCUAUAGCGAAACACACAUUAGCAUUUCUUAUCUUAUCCUGAAGUCCCCCCGUUUUCUUCCGUUGCCUAACACAACCCUGAAUUCGUCAGAUCAGACGGUUGAGACUGAUGUCCUGGAUGUACACUGGAGUUGAUGGUUGUGUUCUUGCUAUGCAGGUGAUCUUUGUUGGGGAAGAGGCGGUUGAUGCGGGGGGUGUGCGGAAGGAGUUCUUCCUUCUGAUCAUGAGAGAGCUUCUGGACCCCAAAUACGGGAUGUUCCGAUACUACGAGGAAUCCAGGCUGAUCUGGUUUGCAAACAAGGUACACAUUUCACUUUUGUUUCAUUCCAGUGAAUUGUGUGUUGUUGAAUACGCAUUGUUGGGUCAGUUCAGAAAACUCUCUAGCUUUAAGUUUAAACUUUGUCAAGGUAUUCACAAUAGUGUUGUCUUUUUGUGGUAUUCUGUUAAAUCUGAAGUACUGGUAUGCUUGGACACCAUCCUGGUUGCAUUUCUUACACUAUCCUCACUCUAUGGACCAUGUUCAUGUUCCUCUCAGACGUUUGAGGACAUUGACCUAUUCCACCUCAUCGGGGUCAUCUGUGGGCUGGCCAUCUACAACCUCACCAUUGUGGACCUUCACUUCCCAGUGGCCCUGUACAAGAAGCUGCUGAAGAGGAACCCCACGUUGGAUGAUCUUAAGGAGCUGAUGCCUGAUGUGGGGAGGUUAGCUCAGGGGUCAAGCACCUCAGGUUUCCCUUAAGCACUAAUGUGGAGGCACAGUCUGCUUAUUGCUUUAAUGGUGCAAUGAGCAAUAAAAUGUAAAUGGUUGUGGAAGUUUCUUGAGCAUCAGAGGAAAUGAGAAGGUUGACAUAACAUCUCAAAUGCAGCAAAUUGGAUCGUUUCAAAAAGGUUUCUUCCAAAUAUACACUGAGUAUACCAAACAUUAGGAACACCUUCCUAGGAUUGAGUUCCUAGGUUUGAGUUGAGUUGAGCAGGUGUCCUUAAUGUUUUGAAUACUCAGUGUAUAUCGGAAAGUAUUCAGACCCCUUGACUUUUUCCAAAUGUUGUUACGUUACAGCCUUAUUCUAAAAUUGAAUAAAUAAAAAUCCUCAUCAAUCUGCAUACAAUACCCAUAAUGACAAAGCCAAAACAGGUUUUUAGAUUAUUUAUUUUUUAGAAUGUAUUAAAAAAUAAAUAAAACAUACGCUAUGAGACUCAAUUGAGCUCAGGUGCAUCCUGUUUCCAUUGAUCAUCCUUGAUGUUUCUACAACUUGAUUGGAGUCCACAUAACAGCCCGCUUAGAGUUUGCCAAAAGGCACCUAAAAGACUCAGACCAUGAGAAACAAGAUUCUCUGGUUGAUGAAACGAAGAUUGAACUUUUUGGCCUGAAUGUCAAGCGUCACGUCUGGAGGAAACCUGGCACCAUUCCUACUGUGAAGCAUGGUGGUGGCAGCAUCAUGCUGUGGGGAUGUUUUUCAGCGGCAUGGACUGGGAGACUAGUCAGGAUCGAGGGAAAGAUGGAACAGAGCAAAGUACUGAGAGAUCCUUGAUGAAAACCUGCUCCAGAGCACUACCUUGUCACAACACAACUGAUUGGCUCAAACGCAUUAAGGAGGAAAUACAUUCCACAAAUGAACUUUUAAGGCACACCUGUUAAUCUUUUUUUAAAAAUUAUUAUUAUUAUUUUUUAGUCAUUUUGCAGACGCUUUUAUCCAGAGCGACUUACAGUUAGUGAGUGCAUACAUUUUUCACUUUACUUACUUUGCCCCCUGUGGGAUUGAAAUGCAUUCCAGGUGACUACCUCAUGAAGCUGGUUGAGAGAAUGCCAAGUGUGCAAAGCUGUCAUAAAGGCAAAUGGUAACUACUUUGAAGAAUCUAAAAAAUAAAAAAUAGAUUUUGAAUGUAACACUUUUGGUUACUACAUGAUUCCAUAUGUGUUAUUUCAUAGUUUUGAUGUCUUCAUUAUUAUUCUACAAUGUAGAAAAUAGUAAGAAAAUGAAAAAAAGAAAAAAAACCUUGAAUGAGGAGGUAUGUCCAACCUUUUGACUGGUACUAUACAUUUGCUAAAAAUUCUACAAACCUGUUUUUGCUUUGUCAUUAUAGGGUAUUGUGUGUAGCUUGAGGAGAAAAAACAAUCAAUUUUAGAAAAAGGCUGUAACGUAACAAAAUGUGGAAAACGUCAAGGGGUCUUUUAUACUUUCCAAAUGCACUGUGUAGUGUGGGCUGUAGUAUGAGCAAUUUUUGUUGUAAUUUUCCCUUUUUCACCAAAAACCAGGAAUCUGCAGCAGUUACUAGACUACACAGAGGAUGAUGUCGAAGACAUAUUCUGCUUGAACUUCACAGUAAGUGUCAACAUUUUACAUCAAUGUACUUUAUGUAGCUGAAUCUCUUGUCUAGAGAUGGCAAAGUGGUGAUAUGUGCAAGGCUUACUUGGAGAAGUCAAUGUUAUUUGUCCAACUUGUUUCAGGUUACAGUUGAAAACUUUGGUGCCACAGAGGUCUUGGAACUGGUUCCAAAUGGCAUGGAUAUCUGUGUUGACAACUCAAACAGGUACUUUUCCAGAGUAUUCCAGGGUCUUCUAAUUUAUCCUCUACUUCAUAACAAAGUCGGGCUGAAUGUUCAGUGGAUUGAUUUGAUUAGAAGUUUUUUAACAAAUGUAUAGUUGUGUAACAAAAUAGUGCUAAAUCCUAUGUCUUGUCUGAGUGUCUUAAACAUAUGCAGAGAGCAUCUGUAUGAGUGUCUGCUGAUGUGUUUCUAAAUGUUCUUUUUCGUGGUGUUCCCUCAGGCCUGAGUUUGUCUCUGCAUACGUGGACUACAUCUUCAAUACAUCAGUGGCCGCGCUUUUCGAGUCGUUUUCCGCAGGCUUCCACAAAGUGUGUGGUGGCAAAGUCCUGGAGCUGUUCCAGCCCAACGAACUGCAGGCCAUGGUCAUUGGCAACACCAACUACGAUUGGAAAGAGCUUGAAAAGGUACAGAGGUCCCCAUUAGCUUUAACGCUAUCAAUUGGUCUUGGAGUGGUACAGUAAUAUAAUUUUUGCUAUUUCACCAGAGCACUGAGUAUAAAGGAGAGUACUGGGCUGAAAAUCCAACCAUUAAGUUCUUCUGGGAGGUGUUCCACGAUCUCUCUUUGGAGAAGAAGAAGCUCUUUCUCUGUAAGGCUCUCUUUGAAAGCAUUCAGACUAUCAUAUCAGACUACAGUGCCUUGCAAAUGUAUUCAUCCCCCUUGGCAUUUUUCCUAUUUUGUUGCAUUACAACCUGUAAUUUAAAUUGAUUUUUAUUUGGAUUUCAUGUAAUGGACAUACACAAAAUAGUCCAAAUUGGUGAAGUGAAAUUAAAAAAAAUAACUUGUGGUGCGUGCGUAUGUAUUCACCCCCUUUGCUAUGAAGCCCCUAAAUAAGAUCUGGUGCAACCAAUUGCCUUCAGAAGUCACAUAAUUAGUUAGAUUGCGCACAGAUGGACUUUAUUUAAGUGUCACAUGAUCUGUAUAUACACCUGUUCUGAAAGGCCCCAGAGUCUGCAACACCACUAAGCAAGGGGCACCACCAAGCAAGCGGCACCAUGAAGACCAAGGAGCUCUCCAAACAGGUUAGGGACAAAGUUGUGGAGAAGUACAGAUCAGGGUUGGGUUAUACAAAAAUAUCGGAAACUUUGAACAUCCCAAGAGCACCAUUUUAAAUCCAUUAUAAAAAAAUGGAAAGAAUAUGGCACCACAACAAACCUGCCAAGAGAGGGCCGCCCACCAAAACUCACGGACCAGGCAAGGAGGGCAUUAAUCAGAGGCAACAAAGAGACCAAAGAUAACCCUGAAGGAGCUGCAAAGCUCCACAGCGGAGAUUAGAAUAUCAGUCCAUAGGACCACUUUAAGCCGUACACUCCACAGAGCUGGGCUUUACAGAAGAGUGGCCAGAAAAAAGCCAUUGCUUAAAGAAAAAAAAUAAGCAAACACGUUUGGUGUUCGCCAAAAGGCAUGUGGGAGACUCCCCAAAGAAGGUACUCUGGUCAGAUGAGACUAAAAUUGAGCUUUUUGGUAAUCAAGGAAAACGCUAUGUCAGGCGCAAACCCAACACCUCUCAUCACCCCGAGAACACCAUCCCCACAGUGAAGCAUGGUGGCAGCAUCAUGUUGUGGGGAUGUUUUUCAUUGGCAGGGACUGGGAAACUGGUCAGAAUUGAAGGAAUGAUGGAUGGCGCCUAAUACAGGGAAAUUCUUGAGGGAAACCUGUUUCAGUCUUCCAGAGAUUUGAGACUGGGACGGAGGUUGACCUUCCAGCAGGACAAUGACCCUAAGCAUACGGCUAAAGCAACACUCUAGUAGUGGGUUCGAUCCCCGGGACCACCCAUACACAAAAAUGUAUGCACGCAUGACUGUAAGUCGCUUUGGAUAAAAGCGUCUGCUAAAUGGCAUAUUAUUAUUAUUAUUAUUAUUAUUAUUAUUAUUAAGGGGAAACAUUCACAUGUCUUGGAAUGGCCUAGUCAAAGCCCAGACCUCAAUCCAAUUGAGAAUCUUGGUAUGACUUAAAGAUUGCUGUACACCAGCUGAACCAAUCCAACUUGAAGGAGCUGGAGCAGUUUUGCCUUGAAGAAUGGGACAAAAAUCCCAAUGGCUAGAUGUGCCAAGCUUAUAGAGACAUACCCCAAGAGACUUGCAGCUGUAAUUGCUGCAAAGGUGGCUCUACAAAGUAUUGACUUUGGGUGGGGGGGGUGAAUAGUUAUGCAUGCUCAAGUUUUCUGUUUUUUUGUCUUUCUUGUUUGUGUCGCACACAAAAAUAUUUUGCAUCUUCAAAGUGGUAGGCAUGUUGUGUAAAUCAAAUGAUACAAACACCCAAAAAAUCAAUUUUAAUUCCAGGUUGUAAGGCAACAAAAUGGGAAGAAUUCCAAGGGGGGUGAAUACUUUCGCAAGCCACUGUAUGUCAUGUCACUAUGCCAUGCUAGUAGGGGCUAUUUACUGCUUAAAUGUGAAUGCUUUUGGUUUUGAACACCUUGGCACUGAAGUAAUGUGUAUUGUAUUUUCAGUGUUUCUCACAGGAAGUGACCGCAUUCCCAUCCUGGGCAUGAAAAGCCUGAAGCUGGUGAUCCAGCCCACGGGAGGUGGGGAACACUACCUGCCCGUCGCACACACCUGCUUCAACCUAUUGGACCUGCCCAAGUACAGCAGCCGGGAGACGCUUCAAAACAAGCUUCUCCAAGCCAUAGAUCACAAUCAA
This is a messenger RNA of Coregonus sp. 'balchen', 19040 nucleotides long. NCBI's taxonomy places the organism in Eukaryota, Metazoa, Chordata, Actinopteri, Salmoniformes, Salmonidae. The record is from the annotation of a GenBank genome assembly.